CCACGAGGGCCCCGCCGGCGCGACCACGGAGCCGCGGUCCCUGGGUCAACCUGGGGCGGCCGGCCCAGAACCGUCCGAUGAGGUCUCUUCUUUCUAGGGAUGGUGAAGUUGGGGAAAGGCUCCCUUAACCCUCCUCCAGGAUGAACCACCUCCCAGAAGACAUGCAGAACACCCUUACUGGGAGCCAGAGCUCCCACACCUCUGUGCGUGACGUCCACUCCAUCAACCCCACACAGCUCAUGGCCAGGGUUGAGUCCUACGAAGGAAGGGAAAAGAAAGGCAUAUCUGACGUCAGGAGGACUUUCUGCUUGUUUGUCACCUUUGACCUCUUAUUUGUAACAUUACUCUGGAUAAUAGAAUUAAAUGUUAACGGAGGCAUUGAGAACACGUUAGAGAAGGAGGUGGUGCAGUAUGACUACUACUCUUCUUAUUUUGAUAUAUUUCUAUUGGCAGUUUUUCGAUUUAAAGUGUUGAUACUUGCAUAUGCUGUAUGCAGACUGCGCCACUGGUGGGCAAUAGCGUUGACGACAGCAGUGACCAGUGCCUUUCUAUUAGCCAAAGUGAUCCUGUCAAAGCUGUUCUCGCAAGGGGCGUUUGGCUAUGUGUUGCCCAUCAUUUCUUUCAUCCUCGCCUGGAUUGAGACGUGGUUCCUGGAUUUCAAAGUUUUGCCUCAAGAAGCAGAAGAAGAAAACAGACUCCUGAUAGUACAGGAUGCUUCAGAGAGGGCGGCAUUUAUACCUGGUGGCCUUUCUGAUGGCCAGUUUUAUUCCCCUCCUGAAUCUGAAGCAGGAUCUGAGGGAGAAGCUGAAGAGAAACAGGACGGUGAAAAGCCGCUUUUAGAGCUUUGAGCGACACUUCUGUUAAAUGUGAGGAGCCUCCCUGAGAGUCAUCCCAGGGGAAGACGCCUGGCCAUGGUGAUGCCCGCUGCUGACUGCACAGGGCAGCUGAGCCAGCACGUGUUUACGCGGGACCUCGCGGACACGGCACCGCAUUCCCAGGGCUUGGCCACCUGCCUGGGGCUGGGGAGCUGGGGACACUGCUCAGUGAGUGACACCGCCCAGUGAGUGACACUGCUCCGCUCUGUCCUAGAGCAGCUAAAGGAACAUCCGUGCUGGGUUCCUCAUCAAGAGACUCAUUAACAUACUGAAAUAACAGUUUCGUAGUAAGCAAAACACCUUUUUUGUUUUAUGUCUCACAUUUCUUUUGUAUUUUUUAACACCCUACAUUUCCCUUGUGGUUUUUAACUCAUGCACAUGUGCUAUUUGUACAAUUGUAAAAAGUAAUAAAAUCCAUUGUAUCAAACUAA
This is a messenger RNA of Galeopterus variegatus (Sunda flying lemur), 1306 nucleotides long. It is a transcript of the gene STARD3NL, whose product is annotated as STARD3 N-terminal like. The record is from RefSeq and is a predicted model, not a curated record. Bases 141 to 848 code for a protein of 235 amino acids. Lineage: Eukaryota; Metazoa; Chordata; Mammalia; Dermoptera; Cynocephalidae. The transcript has 9 exons.